Molecule: messenger RNA, 1356 nt
Organism: Triticum aestivum (bread wheat)
Lineage: Eukaryota; Viridiplantae; Streptophyta; Magnoliopsida; Poales; Poaceae
Product: short-chain dehydrogenase TIC 32 B, chloroplastic
Exons: 3
Coding region: 167-1168 (333 amino acids)
Source: RefSeq, a predicted model, not a curated record
GCCAUUAACUUCCUCACCUCCGUCCACAGCCACGCUCUCCCUCUCCUCUCUGGCAAGCUAGCAGCGGGCUAGCUCUGCGGCCGUGCAGUGAGUCGAUCAGGAAGAUAGACGUGCGCCGCGGACGCGGUGGCCGGCCGGUUGGGGUGGCCAAGAGUGGAGGCCGAAGAUGCUGCAGGCGGCUAGGUACUUGCUGGGCUCCUCGGGCGCCAGCGGGUUCGGCUCCAAGUCCACCGCCGACGAGGUCACGGCCGCCUGCCCCGACCUCUGCUCCCUCACGGCCAUCAUCACCGGCGCCACGUCGGGAAUCGGGGCGGAGACGGCGCGGGUGCUGGCCAAGCGCGGGGCGAGGGUGGUCAUCCCGGCGCGGAGCGUCAAGGCGGCCGAGGACAUGCGCGCGCGCAUCCUGGCCGAGUGCCCCGGCGCAGACGUCCUCGUGCUGCACCUGGACCUCAGCUCGCUCGCCUCCGUCCGGGACUUCGCCCGCCGCUUCCUCUCCCUCGGCCUGCCCCUCCACCUACUCAUUAACAACGCCGGCAAGUUCUCGCACGGCCAGCUCGCGCUGUCCGAGGACGGCGUGGAGAUGACCUUCGCCACCAACUACCUCGGCCAUUUCCUACUGACGAAGCUCCUGCUGGGGAGGAUGGCGGAGACUACGGCGUCCACGGGAGUGCAGGGCCGCAUCGUGAACGUGUCGUCCAGCGUGCACGGCUGGUUCUCCGGCGACUGGGCGGACUACCUCCAGCUCGUCACACGCCGCAAGAUACCCUACGACGCGACGCAGGCCUACGCGGUGUCCAAGCUUGCCAAUGUGCUGCACACCAAGGAGCUCGCCGCCCGCCUCCAGGAGAUGGGCGCGGACGUGACGGUGAACUGCGUGCACCCGGGCAUCGUCAGGACCCGCCUCAACCGCGACAGAGAGGGCCUCGUCACUGAAUUCGUCUUCGUGCUGCUGUCCAAGCUGCUCAAGACUAUCCCACAGGCUGCGGCGACCACGUGCUACGCGGCGGUGCACCCGAGGCUGGCCGGCGUGUCCGGCCGCUACUUGGCCGACUGCAACGAGGCAGUGCCGUCGCCGGCCGCCGCAAGCCGCCGCGAGGCCGCGCGGCUCUGGCAGGCGUCGGAGGACAUGAUCUAUGCCUCAAGCAGUCAACCGGACAGGAACAUCUGAGUAACCGACUAGUUGGUGUCCAUCAACCGUAUAAAGAUCAUAUUCCUCGCUCGGUUCGUUCUGCUUCAUAUUAGUGAUCGUGUUUCUGUAAGAUCCAUGUGUAUUAUACUACCACAUACUAGUAGACUAGAGGUUGUUGACUUGGUGGUCGGUGUAGACUGUAGUACUCCUGUAUUUUGUCAGUGAGA